AGACGUUGAAUGUUGCGGAGCCGUCAAACCAAUAUAAGUGAGGGGGGAACCUGACGCUUCGCAAUUCCUCUCUGACUAAGCACGGCGAAGCUUCGCAGCCCGCAAGAUGCUUUCACGGUUGGAUGAGGGCCGAGCCGAAAUCUCGACUGAGGUGCUCCAAAGGAAAUUAGAAAUUGAUGCUCAGAAUGGCAUUCACCAUCAUUUUAUCACUCCACUGAAUUCAAACGCCGUGAAUUAUACGACAAACAUUUUACAAACCGGAAUCAUCGGGCUCCACACUUCUGCGCUGAUUUACUGCAACAACGACGAUUCCCAGUUCGCCAUGCGCCACGCCGGAUCGGGCAAGAUAUACGCGGGGUUUGGAGUCAAAAGAAACCCAGCUGGAGAGCUGCAGUGGUUUUCCUUUACGCCAGGGGGAUCUGGCUCGGAGGACUUUAACACGUUUUCUGAACUCCCGAAGAAAGGAGAGUACUUCUUUCUGGAGGUGAUGUUUCCAAGCGGCAAUACCGUUGAGGCACGCUACAAUGGUAAACAGAUUAUUUCACUCCAGGUAAACAAGAUCUCUACCGUUGAUCGAGUCAUCUUUCCUCCGUCGUCAGACGUCAGGUUCAUGGAGCUUCAUUGGAUGGUCCCCGAUAACCAGUUACCCGUGUUAUUCAAAAAUAAGAGACCCUGCGUGCACUCUUCAGCUAAACUGUAUGUUGGGAGCACCUGCGUCAUUAAGGGCAACUACGCGGAAAAUGACAGCAGCAAACGUGGCAAAAUCGAGAUGAAGGUCAAUCAACAGGUAGUGACCUUUCCGGCACCGUCGCAGGAACAGACCGUGUUGUGGAAGUUCCACAUUCGUGGAGCAGAUGCCAUCACCGCUAAUGGCGACACGGCCUUCAUCGCGCGCAAGGACCUCCCCCAGGAUGCUUACGUGAUCAGACCUACCAAGAACCUCCAGGUGACAUCUGUAACAGCGGAUGCCAACACAUUCAGGCCCUGGAAGUAGAUGCCACAUAGUACGGCGCCUGAUACCGGUGCCAUUACAAAAGGGGUUGGUUUCA
Molecule: messenger RNA, 1049 nt
Organism: Ornithodoros turicata
Lineage: Eukaryota; Metazoa; Arthropoda; Arachnida; Ixodida; Argasidae
Exons: 7
Coding region: 107-994 (295 amino acids)
Source: RefSeq, a predicted model, not a curated record